AUGUUAGCAGCAUCAUGGGUGUCUCUGCGCUGUCUGAGGUCGCAAACGCCCUCGUUAUCGCGCCAAUUCCUCAGGAGAGCUAGCACAGACUCCCCAUACACCCUUCCAUCUGUCCUCCUCGAGCGCGCCCGCAAGCUUGCAGUCGAACAUGGCCAGCUCAGUCAGCAGCUCGCCGACUCCUUCGACCCGAAAAUCGCGAAGCGCGCUGGCGAGAUAGCCGGCGUCGCAGCCGCCCUGAGAGAAUGGGAGACGGCGCAAUCCUCCUUGUCCGAGCUGAGCGGCCUCCUGCAGUCCAAAGACGCUGAAAUGCGUGAAAUGGCUCAGGAAGAACUCAGUGCGACCCACGAGCAGCUAGGCACACUUGGUCACAAGCUCUCGGCGAGCUUGACGCCCAAGGACCCAUACGCGGACCUGCCCUGCAUUCUCGAGUUCCGGCCCGGCCCUGGCGGCGUCGAGGGACGCUUUUUCACAGACUCGCUGUUCAAGAUGUACCAGCUGUUCUGCCAGCGCAAAGGCUUCCGUGCCAAGGUUGUCAAGUACGACACGGCAGAAGGCGCGGGCGACAUGAAAGGCUCCGAUGGCGAGCUGCCCCUACAGGAGGCGGUGCUGGAAGUCCAGGACAACGGCGCGUACGACCUAUUCCGUACCGAAGCAGGAAUACAUCGGGUGCAACGCGUGCCCGUCACGGAGAACAAAGGCCGGACACAUACCAGCGCGGUGGCUGUGUGGGUCCUACCAUCCUUCCCUGAGAACGGCGCCGGUGCUAGCGACUUCAACAAUCCAGAAAGCGAUUUCUACAUCGAACCGAGUGAGGUCAGGACGGAGACCAUGAGGGCGAGAGGAGCCGGUGGUCAGCACGUCAACAAGACGGAGUCGGCCAUCCGCUUAACACAUACUCCAACUGGCAUCCAGGUGAGUAUGCAGGAUCAGCGGUCGCAGCAGGCCAAUAGGGAUGCCGCGUGGAAGAUUCUUCGGUCAAGGAUGGCCAUCGCCCGUCGUGAGGCCAGGGAGGAGGAGGCGAAAAGCUUGAGGGACAGUGUCCUGUCCAAAGACAAGAUCACGCGUGGCGACAAGAUCCGGACGUACAACUACAGUCAGGACCGAUGCUCGGAUCACAGGAGUGGCCUCGAUGUCAACAACCUCCCAGAUGUGCUCGGCGGCGGCAGGACCUUUGACAGGAUCUUGGACAGUGUGAAGGAAUGGCGGCUGGGUAAGGACAUCGAAGCUGUCAUCGAGGAAGAGGAGGCAGUUGUCGCAUUAGACGCGAAGAAGGCGGCCAAGAAGAAAUAG
Diaporthe citri is the source of this 1290-nucleotide messenger RNA. RefSeq lists its product as uncharacterized. The transcript has 2 exons. Gene Ontology annotation, biological process: translational termination. NCBI's taxonomy places the organism in Eukaryota, Fungi, Ascomycota, Sordariomycetes, Diaporthales, Diaporthaceae. The record is from RefSeq and is a predicted model, not a curated record. The coding region runs from base 1 to 1290 and encodes 429 amino acids. Gene Ontology annotation, molecular function: translation release factor activity.